Molecule: messenger RNA, 758 nt
Organism: Onthophagus taurus
Lineage: Eukaryota; Metazoa; Arthropoda; Insecta; Coleoptera; Scarabaeidae
Source: RefSeq, a predicted model, not a curated record
ACUCUUAUGAAAUUUAUUCAGUGUUGAAGAAGUAAAAAAUGGCUUCUCCUAAAAUAAUUUUCGUUUUAUUAAUGGUUUCAAUAUUUCAAUCAACUUAUUCUUUACCUGUUUUUUUCGCUUUACCUAUUGAAAGCAACCCUACAGUUCCUUGGGCCAACGUUCCAUUCACAGUAAUUCCAUAUGGUGCACCAACAUACCAACGAAGUGUAUUACCAGCAAAUAGUCACGCAAUUCCAGUUUUAUCGCCAAUUUCAGAUCAAUUUCAUGUAAAACCAAAAGAAAAUCAUAAAGUUCAAUUUCUAAUACCUGUAGGUUAUGAUUGUAACUUAUUAUCGAGUUUGAAAUAAUUUGAACUACUUUUUAUCUUGCAAUAAAUAAUUAAUGUCGCAAUACACUCCAAUUUGUGAGAUAAAUUAAGCGGAAUUAAUAAUAACUAAAGUACGUCUUGUAAUAUAGAUAUAAUUUAUUGAUUUUGCGGUUGCUUAAUAAUUCUCUUCGAUGCUAAAUAUAAUUUCAAUUUAAAUAUGUAUGCGUUCUCGGCAAAUAUCAAAUAUGGUAGAAACGUAGGAAUCAUGGACAUGUUCGAGAUAGGGGUAAUUAAAAUUUAAUAUUUCGAGCUGCGAGUCCGAAUCGAAUUAUUUUCUGGUGGUGAGUUGAAUUGCUAAAUUAAACACGUUUAUGUUGCCCACACUUCAUUUUAAUUCUAUUUCGUCGACGUCAACUCAAAAAUAGCUUUGUUUAAGUUUUAAAUAAAACUU